GUAAGACUCCAUUCUGGCUUUGCCCUCAUAGUUUGAUCUAGACUUACCUCUUUGAGAUCAGAGAAGGUAAUUCCUCUGGCAAGAAUUAUCAGAUGCAAUGCUUCUGGUAAGAUAUUGGGCAAAUUCAAGAGAGGACGUGAAUACAGGAGCUGAAGCAAUGACUUUUCAGAAAACUUAGAAGAAGAUUCUGAACAUCAUGCGAUGAAGCACAGAAUUAAUGACUCAAAAACAUUGUUCAAAGUAUUCUCAAAGUUCACCGAACAAACAAGGAGCCACUUUGGGAAUCUGGAUAAAGAAGAGUUUAAAACUUUUAGGAAAAUUCCUGAAAGUCCAAUGAGAAGGAGCCUUAGCGCAAUGAGAGAGAAGCCUACAGAUUCCUCCAAUGUCGGGAUCUGAUUCAUUAAUCAAAAUUUCUACAAUUUUAAAAAAGAGAAUAAUGAAAGGAAACCCCGAAAGUUAUCACUUAAAGUGAAGAAGAGGGGAAGAAGUAUGAAUAAACCACUUAAAAAGCGAAGAUACAAAAUCGUGAAUUUAACUAAAGAGCCAAAGACUCAGUUGGAUACUCUUGAGGACAAGAAUAAAUCAAAAAGAGGCUUAGAACUUCUUCUACCCAAGAAAAAUGAAAAGAUCAGCACCGAUGACAGAAAGAAAUUGUGGUCAUAUAUCUGUAAAUUUGAUAAGAAAAUGAAGACUGGUGAAUUCGAGAAAAAUCUUAGGAAACCAUGCAACCAACUCAAAGUUAUUUAUGGGGAUCUAGAAAGGACUGUUGUUAAUGGAAGUGACCUAGUACCAAAAUCAAAGAAAUUUAAAGAUGCGGUCAAGUUGGUUAAAGCAAUGUGCAGAUCUAAGCAGGGUAUUUCUUAUGUACAAGGCAUGAAUCACAUUGCAGUAGCAUUACUCGAGAUCUUUACUCCAGAAGAAUCAUACUGAGUGUUCAAAUCACUUGUGGAUGAUUAUAAGCUACACAAAAUGUAUACUGAUAACUUUCCACUUCUUAAGUUAUUUUCAUAUCUACUGGAGACAUUAUAAUCGAAAAACACUUGCCUAAAGUGAGCCAGUGGUUCAAAAAUAAUUCCUUGGGACUAGAUAUUCUCUGACCAAAAUGGUUCCUGACUAUCUAUUCUAGAGACGACAAUAUAGAAUUAUUUUUAUAAGAACAGUUGACCUUCUCUUUAUCACUGGAACGAAGGCCCUAUUCCAAGUGGCUCUCAGUAUCCUAGACUUGCUUGAGAGAAAGGGUCAUCUUGAAAACUUUAAUUUUGAUGCUUCAUUAUCCGCUCAAGAAAUCAUCAGCAACACUAAAAACUUCAAGGUCAGCAAUAAGUUACUUAAAAGUUUGGAAAAAUAACAGUUCAGCUUUGAUGAAAAAGACCGAAAAAUCAAAAGAAAUGAAAAAUUUCAAAAUGCUUCCUCUAAAAUCCGAAAACUUCCUCGAACAGAAUAGCGGUGACGAAUCCUGACACUUUGACGAUAUAACCAUCUAACCCCGCCCACCUUAAAACCCAUAUAU
This is a messenger RNA of Moneuplotes crassus, 1510 nucleotides long. NCBI's taxonomy places the organism in Eukaryota, Ciliophora, Spirotrichea, Euplotida, Euplotidae. The record is from the annotation of a GenBank genome assembly.